CGCGAAUCUCACCACGACCUAGGAUGGCUGUGAUUCUCUUUACUACGCCAAACAUGAAUGCCGGACCAUCAUGGCCAGUCUGGCCGGCACCGGAUACCCGCCAACUCCAGUUAUCGGAGAGGACCAAUCUUUUUCAGCACCCCAAACAGCGACACAUCCAGAUCACGGCGAUAACGAUGACUCCAUUUCGGCUAGCGAGUUCAACCGCCGCCUCCGGAGAAUGUACCGGGAGAGAAUGCUAGCCAAGGGGAUAAGGGUCCCGGACUCACCGCCUCCGCCACCAAAGGGAUCCAUCCACCCUCUGGCGCAAUCGCUACUGGACGCAGGCGGCACAGUCAUCUAUGAAAAGUUGACCUGCUGCCUCAUUAAGCAUGUGUGCGGCACUCGGGUGACCAAGUUCCGGAGCCUAGGAUUCCGUCGUGCCGAGGCCGAAGCGAUGCGCUUUGUUUCUGCACACACCUCCAUCCCCAUACCCCGCGUAUACGACGUCGGGGAGCGCCAUCUUACUAUGGAAUUCAUCGAGGGCGAAACCCUCGCCACGGCGUGGGACAAACUCUCAGCCGAGGACAGACUCCUAGUAACCCGCCAACUCAGGGAUUACGUCGGCCAGCUCCGCACUUUCAAGAGCCCAGACGGUCUCAUCUGCUCCUUCGACGGGGGACCGGCUGUCGACGCCCGUCGCCUGUGCCACGUCGAAGGCGGGCCGUUCGCCACCGAGGCGGCGUACAACGAUUUCUUGGUGUCGGACCUUCUCGGCAAGCACGCGAGCAUCCGCGACAUGAUCCGCUCGCAGAUGCGUACGGACCACGAGAUCGUGCUGUCUCACGGCGACCUGCACGACAUCAACAUCAUGGUCCGGCCGGGGGCUGGCGUCGUGGCCAUCGUCGACUGGGAGCUGGCUGGGUACUACCCGGAGUAUGUUGACCUGGUCAGGCUCUUCCGCUCGUCCUGGUUGUGUGGCUACUACGAUGAGCUCCUCAACAUCUUUCCGCGGCGCUACGACGCCGAGUUCGUUGUCGACCAGACCAUCACACACUGGAGCGCGCGUUGAUGGUUUGCCGCGCUUGAGGAGGAGCGUUCAGAUGCUGAGUGGUUUAGGUCGGAGGUAUCAUUCGGUAUAUGGCACAACACACGUCUCUUCCGUCGAUGAAAGGAGCUGGCUGGACCUGGGGUAUGAGCAGUAACGCUUGGACGGAGGAAGGCAGAAUUUGCGACCAAGCUUCAGCGCACAGGCAGAGCAGUAGUCGCCUACCAUCAUGGCAAGCUAUGAAGUGUUUUCGGAGAGGACAUCCUAAUUCGCCGCUCUGGUUUUGAGCCUUGAGUUGCUCCAAUAGAUCAUUUCAAGAAGAACGAAAAUAGCCAAGCCCGUCUCUAAA
Molecule: messenger RNA, 1376 nt
Organism: Thermothielavioides terrestris NRRL 8126
Lineage: Eukaryota; Fungi; Ascomycota; Sordariomycetes; Sordariales; Chaetomiaceae
Exons: 1
Coding region: 71-1051 (326 amino acids)
Source: RefSeq, a predicted model, not a curated record